CGUGAUACCGCUGCCACGAUUUGAGCCAGCUCGUAUUGCAUUCCCACGGGUAACGGUAGAACAGUGUAACGGUAGAACAGGGUAUCAGUAGAACAGUGUAACGGUAGAACAGGGUAACGGUAGAACAGUGUAACGGUAGAACAGUGUAACGGUAGAACAGGGUAACGGUAGAACAGUGUAACAGUGGAACAGGGUAACGGUAGAACAGUGUAACGGUAGAACAGUGUAACGGUAGAACAGUGUAACGGUAGAACAGGGUAACGGUAGAACAGUGUAACGGUAGAACAGGGUAACGGUAGAACAGGGUAACGGUAGAACAGUGUAACGGUAGAACAGGGUAACGGUAGAACAGGGUAACGGUAGAACAGGGUAACGGUAGAACAGUGUAACGGUAGAACAGGGUAACGGUAGAACAGGGUAACGGUAGAACAGGGUAACGGUAGAACAGGGUAACGGUAGAACAGGGUAACGGUAGAACGCUAGCGGCGGUUCCAUGGACAUCGUCCACGUCUACACGAAGCUCCGCGGGGAGCUCGGCCGCCAGUGUCUGUUCUCGGACCGGCCUGCUGAGCUGCUGGUGGACGUGCUCCCAGAGCCGAGUCUGGGUCUGGAGUUCAUCCCGAAAACCCCCAGAGAACAGGCGCAGGGGGUGGACCACGACAUGUCCGAGCACCAGGUGAACACGGAGUGCUUCCAGUCCAACAGCUGUGGGAUCAACCAUGUGGAGGGGGGGUGGCCCAAAGACGUCAACCCUGAGGAGAUGGAACAAACCAUCCGUUUCAGGAAGAAGGUGGAAAAAGACGAGAGCUACAUCAACAGCGUCCUGCAGCUGGCCAGUGUAAUGGAGCACUGCAUCAGACAGAACAAUGCUGUGGACAUCUACCAGGAGUACCUGGAGGAUGAGGAGGAAGUGGAGGGAAGUCAGGAGCCGCCUUCCGCCAAGACCAUCUAUGUCUUUAGAGAUCCUAAUGAGGUGAAACGUACCAUCACUGGUCUGUCAUGGCAUCCCGACAGCGGCAGGAAGCUGGCGGCCGCCUACUCCUGCCUCGAGUUCCAGAAAACGUCCAAAGACAUGAGCCUGGACUCCUACAUCUGGGACAUUGAGAACCCGAACAGACCAGAGAUGACACUCAAGCCGACAUCUCCACUUAUCUGUCUGAAUUAUAAUCCUAAAGAUUCACACAUUCUGGUAGGAGGCAGCUUCAAUGGACAGAUCGCGUACUGGGACACCCGGAGAGGCAGCCAGCCUGUGGAGAUUUCCUCUGUGGAGCAGAGUCACAGGGACCCGGUUUAUAAAAUCGUCUGGCUGCAGUCCAAGACAGGAACUGACGCAUUCUCUGCCUCCACGGAUGGACAGGUUCUAUGGUGGGAUGUUCGCAAGUUGAGCGAGCCCACAGAGCAUCUGGUUCUGGACCUGGGCAGGGAGGGGAACCUAAAUCGGGCUUUAGGAGCCAUCUCACUGGAGUUUGAAUCCACCAUGCCGACUAAGUUCAUGGUGGGGACGGAGCAGGGUGUCGUCGUCUCCUGUAACAGGAAGGCAAAGACACCGGCCGAGAAAAUAGUUUGUACGUACGAUGGUCACCACGGACCCAUCUACGCCCUGCAGAGGAAUCCCUUCUUUCCCAAAAACUUCCUCACCGUGGGGGACUGGACGGCCCGAAUCUGGUCUGAGGACAUCAAGGAAUCAUCCAUCAUGUGGACCAAAUAUCAGAUGUCGUUCCUGACAGACGCCUGCUGGAGUCCAGUCAGACCCUCUGUCUUCUUCACAGUGAAGAACGACGGUGUCUUGGACGUCUGGGACAUCAUAUUCAAACAGAACGACCCCACACUCAGUCUCAAGGUGUGUGACACGGCUCUGAACAGCCUUUGCGUUCAGGACAACGGGCGUUUGGUGGCGUGUGGUUCUCAGCAGGGCGAGGCCACGCUGCUGGAAAUCUGCUCUGGACUGUCGACGCUCCAGAAGAACGAGAAGAAUCUGCUGGCUGCUAUGUUUGAGCGCGAGACAAAGCGAGAGAAGAUCCUGGAGUCUCGACAGAGAGAGAUUCGUCUGAAAGAGAGGAGUCGAUCGGAGCAGAGCAAAGAGGAGGAAGGAGGUCAGGAGGAGGGAGAGGAGAGUCCUGAACAGCUGAUCGUCAGAGCCGAGAACGACUUCUCCAGCAUGGUGGAGAUGGAGCAGAAGAGGAGGAAGGAGAGGCAGGACGGAUCAAACCAGGAGAAAGACGUCUGUAAAGAAAAAUAAGUGAAAGACGAAGCAGAAACUUCAACAAUAUAAACAUGAUCUCACUUCCUCGGGAUUAGAGUGACAGAUUGUUUGUUCAUGUUGCUAUGGUAACGUCUGAUAGCCGAGGGGUAACGUUUACUCUUCAAACCUUUGUUUCCUUUUUUUUCUACUUUUUAGUUAAAUGUUCAGGUCUGUGCUGAAACACAAGUUGUCGUCUUUGUUCUACUUUCAGUAAACAAAUUCAGAUUUCUAAUAAAAAUUGUUUCUACUUGGA
This is a messenger RNA of Hippoglossus stenolepis (Pacific halibut), 2495 nucleotides long. Its product is annotated as dynein axonemal intermediate chain 2-like. NCBI's taxonomy places the organism in Eukaryota, Metazoa, Chordata, Actinopteri, Pleuronectiformes, Pleuronectidae. Bases 494 to 2239 code for a protein of 581 amino acids. Gene Ontology annotation, cellular component: outer dynein arm. Gene Ontology annotation, molecular function: dynein light chain binding; dynein heavy chain binding. The record is from RefSeq and is a predicted model, not a curated record. The transcript is spliced from 12 exons. Gene Ontology annotation, biological process: cilium movement; outer dynein arm assembly.